UUUAACUUUAAAGUUCCUAUUUUAUUUAUAAUUUGCCAAAUAUAAUUCUCUGAUUUUGGCAUAACUUUUUUAGGAAUUUAUUUGGUCUGCAUUAACAAAUUUUUCAUGAUUUUUGCAUUCAUAAUUUAAAUUGUAAUGUUUUCUUCAGCAUGGAUUCGUGCAGUAUGUCUACCACCUCAAGGUCUAGACGUUUCGAAAUUUGCUCCUGAUCAUAAGUCCUACAUAGCUGGCUGGGGCUUCACAGAGAAUGGUACUACCAGUAGCGUCCUGUUGCACUUCUUGCUACCAUACGUUAGUAAAGAGAAUUGCAGUAUUAGCUACAGAGGAAACAUUGUUGAUGAACAGAUUUGCUUUGGAGGUAUCAAAGGAAAGGAUUCUUGUGGAGGAGAUUCUGGUGGCCCUCUAGUGAUGUUAGGUACUACAGGUCCACCCUUCCUGCAGGUUGGUUUGGUGUCCUAUGGUCCCGUAAACUGUCGUCAGAAAGAUGUACCUGGUGUUUAUACUUCUGUUUCUCACUACAGGAAUUGGAUUGAAAUGAAUAUGAGACCGUAAUUUGUACUAAGAAUACAUAAUUCAAGAGUACACAAAAUCUUAGAAUAGGCCUAUAAGAAAACUUAUAUAAAAAUUUUCAUGUAAUUUGGAUUAAACAAAUAAUUACUUCGUAACCAAUAGCUGCUGGUUAAUUAAGAUAAAAGAUUGAGAUGAAUGGAUAGAUGGAUAGUCAGUGCUGUGUACUCAUGAAUGGAUGAAUAUAAACCAAUCCUUAGGUUUGAUUACUUACGAAAUUGUUACAAAUUGUGAUAUAAUGUUUUUAUGGCAAUUUCUUAAACAUUGCUCUGAACAGAAAUACAUAAGUGUGCACUACCUUGAAGAUAUAUAUAUAUAU
Messenger RNA from Procambarus clarkii (red swamp crayfish), 886 nucleotides. Lineage: Eukaryota; Metazoa; Arthropoda; Malacostraca; Decapoda; Cambaridae. The record is from RefSeq and is a predicted model, not a curated record.